This is a messenger RNA of Camellia sinensis, 763 nucleotides long. Lineage: Eukaryota; Viridiplantae; Streptophyta; Magnoliopsida; Ericales; Theaceae. The record is from RefSeq and is a predicted model, not a curated record.
UCGGUGAUUCAUCUCGGGAUUGUGAUUUUGAAGUUCGAUUUUGAGCACAGCUCUGUGAUUUAUCUCCGUGGAUUUGGGACUCUUCGUCUUCUUCGAUCAGAGAUGGAAUUUUGCUUCUUGAGGUCAACAAGAUGCUGAGGGUAGGGGGACACUUUGUUUGGGCAGCACAAUCUGUUUAUGAGCAUGAAGAUAACUCGCAAGAACAAUGGAAAGAAAUGGAGAACCUUUCUUGGCGUAUUUGUUGGGAACUUAUAAAGAGGGAAAGGUACAUUACUAUAUGGAGGAAGCCUCUGAACAACAACUGCUAUGUUAAUCGGCAUCCUCAAUUACAACCUCCUAUAUGUGAAGCCAAUGACGAUCCAGACAAUGUUUGGUAUGUCAGUCUGAAGGCAUGUAUCACUCUGUUACCUGAGAAUGGUUAUGGGGCUAAUGUUACUAGCUGGCCCACACGCCUUCAUUAUCCACCAGAUAGGCUACCUACCAUAAAAAUGGAUGCCUACAAUUCCCGAAAGGAAAUAUUCAGAGCAAAGUCAAAAUAUUGAAACGAUCUUGUAAAUGGUUAUGUUAAUGCCUUCAAUUGGAAAGACUUACACCUACGAAACGUGAUGGACAUAAAGGCUGGAUAUUGAGGGUGCCUUCCUUUUUCUUCUUCUUUUUCAUCUCUUUAUAUAUGUUUACCCUUCUCUAAAUCUGGAAGAGUGCUUUUUAAUUUUGAUUGUUUGAAUUCCUAUAUCAUGGGUACUUUGUUCAUGGCAGGUUUGCU